CAAUUGCAAAGUUUUGAGAUCGCCUUGAGCUCUCUUCAUCGAUACACCAAGACCAUGUCCAACCCACAGGACCAACAACUGGACCAUCUUGUCCCCGAUGACGAGGUGACUGAUAGUGAGGUAGACCUUGAAAGCCUUCGUUCGGAAACCACGAGCAUCAAAAACUCCAUUCUAGAGUACCGGAUUGAGAAUGGAAGGUCAUACCACAAGUACAAGGACGGCAAGUAUGCCUGGCCUAACGACGAGAGAGAAAACGACAGACUAGACAUGCAACAUGAGAUUUGCAAUGUCACAUUCCAUGGAAGGCUGGGACUCGCUCCGCCCUGUGAUGAAGGUGCUAAGGUCGGCCGUGUCCUUGACGUUGGUACUGGAACCGGUCUGUGGGCCAUCGACUACGGUGACAGCCAUCCGGAAGCCGAGGUUCUGGGUGUGGAUUUGUCUCCGAUUCAACCCCAAAGCGUGCCGCCAAACGUAAGAUUUGAAGUUGAUGACAUUGAGGAAGACUGGCUCUACUCGCAGCCAUUCGAUUAUAUUCACCUGCGAUUCAUGAAUGGAUCUCUUGCUGAUUGGAAGAAAACCGUCACCAAAGCAUACGACAAUCUCGUCCCUGGUGGCUACCUUGAAAUACAAGAUAACGAUUGCGUUUUUACGGCCGAUGAUGACACACUUCCUCCUGAAAAACCGUUGGCCGAGUUUGGUAGACUGAUCCGGGAAGCUGCUCAAAAAUUUGGGCGCGCUUUUGUCCCUUGUCCGGAGCUGAAGAACCUCCUGGCUGAGAUCGGCUUCGAGGAUGUGGCCCUUGAGAACUUCAAGUGGCCGUCUAACCCUUGGCCCAAGGAUCCUUAUUACAAGAGGAUUGGACAGUGGAACUUCCACAACUUUUUUGACGCAGCUGAGGCAUUAGCCUUGGCACCUUUAACUCGUGGACACGACUGGACGAACGAAGAGGUGCAAGUCUUCCUCGUAGGUGUCCGUAAGAAUAUGAGGGACCCGAGGGUCCACUCGUACAUACCCAUCUACAAUAUUAUUGGAAGAAAGCCCUUGAAGGAAGACAACAAAGUUCCGCCUCAAGAUACAGCUCAGGGCUAGCAUGCAGCUUCAGCCACUAAUGCCGCCACCGCUCCAGGCUCAUCUGCCCUCUAGGAUGAUGAUGCUCUCUUCCCUUGAACAGAAGAACGUGAAGCUGGGAGACAGUUUAGGACAAACUUUUAGGGUAUUAGGUAGUGAAUUGCAUUUCCCGC
Messenger RNA from Colletotrichum destructivum, 1241 nucleotides. RefSeq names its product Putative S-adenosyl-L-methionine-dependent methyltransferase superfamily. Gene Ontology annotation, molecular function: methyltransferase activity. NCBI's taxonomy places the organism in Eukaryota, Fungi, Ascomycota, Sordariomycetes, Glomerellales, Glomerellaceae. Bases 55 to 1089 code for a protein of 344 amino acids. The record is from RefSeq and is a predicted model, not a curated record. The transcript has 9 exons.